Messenger RNA from Paraglomus occultum, 615 nucleotides. The record is from the annotation of a GenBank genome assembly. Lineage: Eukaryota; Fungi; Glomeromycota; Glomeromycetes; Paraglomerales; Paraglomeraceae.
AUGUCCUCAAAGUCAUCAUCGAUGAAACAAGAUCCUCUAAAAAAGAAUUCGAAUAAAACAAAGAUUAAUCAAAAGGAUAGCGAUAGAGUAAUCACUGAUGACCCUCGUUUUGCGCAUGUUCACGAUGAUCCUCGUUUCAUUCGUCCCAAGAGAAGGGACAUGAAAGUGAAAAUAGAUGAGCGUUUUAAACAGAUGUUGAACACAAAAGAUUUCAGUGAUACACCUAAGGUUGACAAAUAUGGUCGCAACCUGCCAUCUAACUACGCUGAACAAGAACUACGACGUUUUUAUACUUUGGGGGAGAAGAACGAAAAAGACAAACCUGAUUUUACUGACGAUGUAUCUGAUCCUGAUCUAUCGCAGUCUACAUACGACCGAGCAAGAGGCGAGGGUCUGGUAUCCUCGUCUUCUGAAUCUGAACCUGAAUCUGAAUCUGAUGCAGAUGAUGGGCAUAUAGCCGAUGAUCAACAGUCUCAGGACGAAGCAGAGAAUAUUCCACGCGGAGCACAAACACAUCGAUUUGCAUGCGUGAAUCUUGAUUGGGAUAAUCUCAAAUCAGUUGAUUUGAUGAAAGUAUUCAGUGCUUUCAAACCAGAGGGAUCUUUUAUACGAUCU